AAACACAAUACGCUUGUGUCCAAGCUCGCUCGUGAUCAGUCUGACUCUUUCACGCUUCAAGGAAAUAAUUCCCCUUCUGCUUUCUUCCGUACUGUUUUCAUAUACCGCUCCCCUAACCCACUUAGUGACGAAACGGCCUCACCUAGUACCAUAGACCCGUCUUGACUAGAAUAACCCAAUUUGAAUGUUUACGAUUGAUCCGUAUAGAAUUAAAUCCUAUUUUUUUCAACUAUUGAAAACAUUCGGAAAAUGAGCGAGGAAGACGAUCGGACACUGUGGUGUGGCAACUUAUCCGACAAAGCCAACGAAGAGCUGUUGUACGAAUUGUUUCUUCAGGCUGGUCCAAUCGAAAUGGUCAAGAUUCCCCGUGAUAACGACAAGAGACCCAGGUCCUAUGCGUUUAUAACUUAUGCUCACGCAGCGUCCGUGGAGUAUGCGAUUGAUAUUUUUGAGGGCACGAAAUUGUUCCAGCGGCCGCUUACACUGCAUAAGAAAAGUAAAAACAAUUCGAAUUCCUCCGCGUCGCCGAAAGGGAAUUUCAACAACAACAAUCAGCAGCAAAAUCGUGGCCAGCAGCGGCACUCCAACGAUAAAGGACAAUUCAACAUCAGUCCGAACAUGAUGAAUCAAAUGAUGACGAAUGUUAAAGAAAUGGUUGAUCAGUUUAACCGGCAAGCGCAUUCCGGCUCGGGACCAAUGCAGCAAAAUCCCCUGCUAGCCAACAAAUCCUUUCGUAAUGAUAGGCAACAUCAUCAGCAGAAUCCGUACUCGAGGGGGGAGCGAGAAGACAAUGAUCAAGCGUUCUCCAGAAACAGGAACUCCCGGGAAUGGGGCCCAAAUGGUCGCAAUAGAGGAUCAGGUGGAGGCGGCAAUCAGAGAAGAAGCGAUUAUCGCGGCAGGAGGUCAUUCGAAAAUCAUUGAACGGAAAUUGUAUUUCAAACGUUGUGUAAAUCGAAGAAUGUACAAGACACUCGCCAUUUUUGAUAGUUUCUUUUUUCAUGAAUGGUACCACUCUAUAUUUUAAUGAACUGAGAGCAAGAUUUUUAGUGUGAUUUGAAUAUAUGCGCGAAAACAUUUAUGGUGAAUACAAAAACAUGUAAUGGUAACCACCCAUAGCUUUCACGUGUUCAAACCGUUAUUUGCAUAUCUGAUUGCGCUGUGUUGUCUCCGUCGCACAGCGGCAUGAUAAAAUACUCCACGAAUAUGUUGGAAUCAUCGGAAUUCUCUAUCAUUACCUGCAAUCCCAGCAGUCCGUCCUUGUUGGUGCGAAGAGCUAUUUUCGAGGCAUAGGUAAGCGUUUUCAUGAUCAACUUGAAAUGAGCAAACGCAUAUCGGUUACUCGUUUUAGUUGUGCUAUGAAAUGAUAUUAGCAUAUCGCUGCUGCUUGUAAUUUCGAUAUUUGACUCGGAAUGAAGCUCGCCAUACGUUGAAAUUUGAAUGUGUGGAUCGUCUGGUGAUAGCAGUAUUUCAAUUUCCUCACAAUUUCUAUCCACCUCGCUGAGGAGAGCAAAAAGUUCCGGACCUUUGACGCUGACUUUGGUACAUAUUUGUUCAUCCUCCAAAUCGAAUUCCAUUAUGUCCUGUGGUUCCAUUGUCUUUACCGAGCAUUCCGUUAUUAAAUUUUCUUGCCCGUGCUGCUCUAGAAUGGCCAUCAGCGGAGCCCCUUCUCCUUUAUGCAGCAUCUUCAAAGUAGAGUCAUAAUCGCCUCCAAUAAACAUACUCAAACAAUCGGUGAACACCUUCAAAUUCAAUCCGAGUGAUGUGGAUGGUUCGUCCUCUUCGGUGUCACCGUUGGCGCCCAGCUUGCGCUUAGAUUGUGCUAUUUUAUAUUCCGAGAAGCAGCCUUUCGUGAUAUAGGCGGUAGCUUGGAUGCUUUUCGCAUCCUCGACAAUAAUUUUAACGCCAUCAGUGGUCAAUUGAACUGUUGCAUACUAAUCAAAAGAAACUAGACAGUUAUUUAUAAUAGCAAAAUUCCAAAGUAGAUAUACUCACAUCGACAAAACUGAUAGCUUUCGCGACAUUGUAGAACAUGGUAAAGUUGUUGAGAAUGGCGGAAAAUUUGAUUUGUGAGAACUGUGAUUGGGUCAACAUUUUGCGAUUAAGGACGACACCCUUAUCGUACAACGUUUUGGUGUUCAGCAUUUAAGGGGAAAGCACGCGAGGUUGAUUCGAUGUUCCUUGUACCGGGUGGCUGAUAGUUUUCAUACGCUCCUUAAUCAAUUCGGACUUCAGUUUGAAAAAAUAUUUAUCUUCCAGUACCUCCUCAGCUACCUUGCCGAGCAGUUUAGCUAAGCUUGUUGCUAGAAUAUGUUUACAAGUUGGCUGAUGGCGCUGCUGUAGUACCCAAUAGCGGAAGGACUCGCAGGUGCAGAAAUUUAUAGCUGGAAAAACUUUGUAUGUGACUGCUACUUUUGAUCCUGGAAUUUCGUACAAUCGUCCGAUUCCGUUUGGGGUGCGAUAUAGUUUUAUGGGAGUUUUUCCAUGCACCAAAGUGAGUGCCCGUUCAAGCAAUGCCUGUCCAAACAGUGAUUCCAGUUCGAGCAAAUGAUCCUUGGAAACUAGGAAAGAGAAAGAACAAAAUUUGGGGUUACGAAAAUGUCAACGCUUGUCCACGGUGAGGGGGAAGGGAUUUUGAGGAUGUCCACGUGGACACGUUAAGUAUCUCCUGUUUUGUAUUUACACGAUUUUUUGAACUUCACGCCCGCUCUGAGUACUCAGUAUUUAUCAAUAAAAAGACUGAACUGCCUGAGAGUGCUGCUCGGUCAAACAUCCAUAUUUUUUCAUACGACUGAACCUCUUUCCUGAAAUGGAUAUUCUGAAGGUAAAGCACAUGAACUAGGAUCCAUCAAUUUAUUCCAAUCGGUAAUAGAGGGCCAUUAAAUCCGUCAGGAUAGAGACACCCAAUAACAAAAAGAAUAUUGAUUUUUUUGUAGUAUUAAAAGGCACGACUUAAGUGCGAGUUGAAUUCAGCUUUUGCUCUUGAUGACAAAACUGUUUGGUUUUUUUUUUCGAGAACUCUCAAGGAUUUCUGGACAUUGAAACGAACAACAAAUUCUUCCAUGAGUGUACGGGCCGGAUCUCUGGAGAUCUAUUUCUUGCGAAAAUGUUGUUCUUCAUUGAUGUCUGGUAAUUUUUGUAAUACGCUUCUUUUGAGUUGUCUGGAAAGUUAAUGCUGCUACUGCUGAUUAAUUAAAAGAAAAGAUUAAUCCUUGAUGUACAUGAAUUAGUAGAUUCGCUGCAGAUGUCGAAAAUCACCGUUCAUGAGAAACGAAACAUCACGAAAAACGCUACAAUGCAUGGACUACAUAUUAACCCAUAUUACGGAGCCCGAUCGAAUUUGACAUAUUGGAAUCCGAACGAAAUAAACUUUUGCAUUCUGCGUUUUAAUGUUGCAAUAUUUGCACAAUCCUAUAGGAUUUGACUCGAUCAGAUUAAGGGGGAUAGAGACAAGAAUUUCGGACGUUUCACGAUUGACGUACACGAUUCCAGCUGUUGUGGUUAUCUGAAACAAACAAUACGAACAGAUUCUGAAUCAGUAAAGAUACCACUAUCGCAUGCACCUCGGACAAGUCAAAAACGAAUUUUUGCCAAAAUGGCUGUUUAAAACAUUUUUUUUUUAAAACAAAACAAACAAGUUAUGAAAUUAUGAUUUUUAUAAGUUCAUGCGAUAGAGAGAUGCAUACAGAUUGUUUUUAUAUAAACAUAGAUCGGAUAAGUAGAACUUGAGAUAUCGUGUAAGCCAGUUUGAAAAAAAACAUGUUUCGAGAAAAACGCGUUUGAGCUUAAUUGUUGUGGCCGUACAUUUAGAUAAGAUAAGAUAUCGCAUCACUAAAAUGGCUAUAACUUGUUAAAUGAUGAGAUUUUCGAAAAGUCUCUUCUAUAAUAUAUUCUUAAAUGUCUGAAUUAGAGAAAUAUGAAGAAAAAAAAAUUAUUUUUUUUCAAUUUAUAGACUAGAAUAACCUCUUAAAGAACGCAACAUUGUGCUAAUUUCAAAUCCGGAAUAAGGGAUUAUUUUUUCCGAAAAACACUUGAAGGGACUUAUCUCAAUCGGCGAUUCGUUUCAUAAACGCGACGAAAAUACAUACAGGUAAACUUCGAUAUAACGUACAUUUCACUUUCAAAAUUGUGCGUUGUAUCGAAUUGUACGUUAUAUCGAAGCAUAAUAAAGUACUCACAAACGUAGUCUAUAAUACAUUAUUGUGUUGCUGUUUAAGUAAUGUUAAUGAAUAACUUCAAUCAGAAGACGAAGCCAGCCUUUCUCAUGAUAUUUCCCUUCGUACUGUUGAAUAAAGCCUGAUUCAUUUAGAAUCCGGAAUCACAAAACCAGCUGUAUUUCGGAAUUGAUUGAAGGCACAAAACUUGUUUUAGCAUCACAAUACGGAUAAUUCAUUGUUCUAUCAGAAAAAAAGCAUUGAAAAAAAAUUUCCUUCACACUUUGGAAAUGUGUACGUUAUAUCGAGGUAAAAUGUACGUUAUAUCGAGUGACGUUAUAUCGAGUGACGUUAUAUCGAGGGUACGUUAUAACGAGGGUACGUUAUAUCGAAGUUUCCCUGUAUUUGUAGCGAAUUGUAAAGGGCAAAUCAUUCACAAGAAUGUUGAGUUAAAACAAAUCUUAGCAAAUGGAUAGAACCCCGAAGCAGGUUUUGGCUUGAAGAAAAUUAUGGCAGGGUCUGGUAGGACUGGAAGAAAAUCUGUAUCAUGAGCUUUUACCAAGCAACUAGUUUCGAUGAAUUUCAACAAGUACUGCCAGCAGCUGAACCUAUUGAAAUCAACGACCCAGAACGCUUCUGGGGCACUUUUAAAACUCCACCCGUCUUACUCACCAGAUAUUGUAUCUUCAGAUUAUUAACUGUUAAGAUUCUUGUAAGAACUUCAACUUACUGCAUAGCAUAAGUUCUCAUAAGAUGGAAUUCUCAAGUUGCAUGAAGGAUGCUGAAAUAUUAAGGAAAAAACGGUGCAUCUAUGAUCGAAAAGAUGUAUGUCUACAAAAAUAUGCUUUUGUUUUUUUCUUUAGAAUCGGCACGAAUUUUUCAGGACAAUAUUUAGAAUGAUUUAACAAUUAAGGCUUGUAGGUCAACGGAAUCAUCGAUUACGAUGAUACUGCAGAUGUUUUGUUUUUACUAGGUUCAUUAUAGCCAUCAGGCACUAACGAACCUGUAAAAGCGAAAGUCAUUGAUGUUUAGACGAGAAAAUUCUGUUUUCAAACAAAGUGCUUGAUUUCAUUGUCUGUUUUUUUUUUUGAAAACUCAAACAGCCAGCCAGCUUCAAUAAAAACAUUUGAGAAUAAGUUCACAAUCGAUAUCUUAAAAUGGAUAAGGAGAUAACGUAAAUGGAAUUCGGGAAAAAUUUAAAAAAUUGAAGAUUUCAAGACAAAUCGUUACCAUUGGUAAGGUUUUAAUUUUUAUUAAUAAAAAUACGGAACAGAAAAUAUAAACAAACUUGAAAUGAAAUUUAAGCAAAAAAAAAAUAGAAUUUCUUAAAAACGGGAGCUCUCUCUCUCUCUCUCUCUCUCUCUCAGGGUACAUCUAGUAUUCAGUAAAUAUUUCACGCCACUAGCAUUUAUUUACACAUUUAUAUAUUGUUUAUUAUUCCAGGACAUGAAAAAAAAAAUUACUCGCGUUCGUGUCUCAGACCAAAAGUGUUGCAAAUGUGCCCUACUUACCAACACAUGCGAUACGCUAACCGAUGACGAACGAGGAAUGACGAAGCUAGAGAGAAUCGCAAAGUCGUAGUGUUGAUGUUUUCUGAGAAAUGAACGAAUUAUUCAUUUCUCGCUUAACUUUUGAAAAAGGUCCAAUGUUACAAAAGUGAACAAAUCGAGUUAAUGGAUGCACGCUCUUAGUUUUCAA
Messenger RNA from Toxorhynchites rutilus septentrionalis, 5849 nucleotides. Its product is annotated as RNA-binding protein 7. Gene Ontology annotation, biological process: regulation of alternative mRNA splicing, via spliceosome. Gene Ontology annotation, molecular function: single-stranded RNA binding. The transcript has 2 exons. Bases 250 to 921 code for a protein of 223 amino acids. The record is from RefSeq and is a predicted model, not a curated record. NCBI's taxonomy places the organism in Eukaryota, Metazoa, Arthropoda, Insecta, Diptera, Culicidae. Gene Ontology annotation, cellular component: nucleus.